AUGCCGUCCAAAGAUCCCAUCGACGUCCCCUCCUUUGCAAGCACUCAGCUCGCCCUCUUGGACAAAGAGCUCCAAAGCGAGGUUGACGAAACCAGCCAGCUCAUUUCAAACCACAGCCCUACCGGUCUACAACGAGCUGGACUGGCCAUAACCAACCUAGUAGUGAGCUCCCAGCGAACAGGACUGGGUGGAAAGACUGUUCUUGAACUGAGCCCCGACACUGCUACCUCCUCGACGGGAGAACUGCCGGAGCAUGGAAUUCGGACAGGCGACAUAGUCCUCGUGGCUGAGCAGCCCGCCGGCAGUGCGAAGAGGAGAGAAGUCAAAGAGUUGGAGAAGAAAGGCUCCAGAGGAGUAGUGACCAAGGUGCAGAGGGGGUUUGUCAAUGUUGCUCUGGACGAAGGCAAGGAUGAGGUGUCGUUUCCUGGGCGGGCUUGGUUGGUAAAGUUGGCAGAUGAGGUGACAUACAGACGGAUGAAUCAAACUAUGGAAAAGUUGCAAAAGAUGGGCGAGGCAGAGUACUCGAGCUUUAUAAGAGUUCUGUUUGGGCUUUCUAGCCCGUCGCCUCUGCCUCAAGAUUUGGCAAAGGACUCUGAGGUCGGCAACAUUGAAUGGAUAGAUCCCACGUUGAACGAUUCACAAAAGGAUGCCAUUAGAUUUGCAUUGGCUUCGAGAGAAAUUGCUCUGAUUCACGGACCGCCGGGGACUGGCAAAACACACACUUUGAUAGAGCUCAUUCUGCAAAUGAUCAAACGAAACCAAAGAAUCUUGGUCUGCGGCCCAUCCAAUAUCUCCGUCGACAAUAUUGUCGAACGACUUGCACCCCACAAAGUUCCCAUCCUCCGGCUCGGCCAUCCAGCGCGCCUCCUUCCAUCCGUCCUAAACCACUCCCUGGAUGUCUUGACAAACACCUCAGAAGCAGGGGCAAUAGUAAAAGACGUCAGAGCCGAAAUGGACUCAAAACAAGCAUCUAUCAAGAAGACCAAGAGCGGAAAGGAACGACGAGCAAUCUACGCUGACCUCAAGGAGUUGCGAAAGGAGUACCGUGAGCGAGAACGCAAAUGCGUAAGUAACCUCGUCAGCGGCAGCAAAGUUGUACUGGCAACGCUUCACGGCGCAGGUGGAUUUCAACUACGCAACGAGGAAUUUGACGUCGUCAUCAUUGAUGAGGCUAGUCAGGCGCUGGAGGCUCAGUGCUGGGUUCCGCUGUUGUCUGCGAAGAAAGCAGUCUGCGCAGGCGACCACUUACAAUUACCGCCGACGAUAAAGUCGCUCAAUUCAAAGACGGCUGUGAAGUCUAAAAACGACGAAUUACCUGUCAUAAAGGGCAUGACGCUUGAGACUACCCUGUUUGAUCGGUUGUUAGCGCUCCACGGCCCGAGUAUCAAGAAAAUGCUUACUACGCAGUACCGAAUGCAUGAGAAGAUCAUGCGAUUUCCCUCGGAUGAGCUUUACGAGUCGAAGCUUGUUGCUGCUGAUGCAGUGAAGGCUCGACUUCUGAAAGAGUUGGACUACGAGGUUCACGACAAUGAAGAUACCAACGAGCCUGUUGUUUUCAUUGAUACGCAAGGUGGCGACUUUCCAGAGAAGAAUGAGGAGGAUGAUAAGGAUAACCCGAAGAAAGGCAAGGGAAGUUUACACAGUGAGAGCAAGAGCAAUGAAAUGGAAGCGGCAUUAGUGCAGCAACAUGCUGGGCAAUUGGUUGAUGCGGGUGUUCGUCCGGAGGACAUUGCUGUGGUCACUCCAUAUAAUGCACAGCUGGGUGUCCUGGCCCCCUUGAAGGAGAGGUUCCCCGGUAUCGAACUCGGCAGCGUGGAUGGUUUCCAGGGCCGAGAGAAGGAAGCCGUCAUUGUUAGUCUCGUGCGAAGCAAUCCCGAUGGCGAGGUAGGGUUCCUGGGUGAAAAGAGACGGCUAAAUGUGGCCAUGACUCGACCUAAGCGAUCACUUACUGUUAUCGGCGACUCGGAAACCGUAAAGAGGGGAAGCAACUUCCUCAAGAAGUGGAUGGAGUUUCUUGAAGAGAAUGCCGAUCUUCGCUACCCGGACGUGUCAUCCGUUGGCAACUGA
Pochonia chlamydosporia 170 is the source of this 2067-nucleotide messenger RNA. RefSeq names its product DNA helicase. Gene Ontology annotation, molecular function: ATP hydrolysis activity; RNA binding; 5'-3' DNA helicase activity. The record is from RefSeq and is a predicted model, not a curated record. The coding region runs from base 1 to 2067 and encodes 688 amino acids. Lineage: Eukaryota; Fungi; Ascomycota; Sordariomycetes; Hypocreales; Clavicipitaceae. The transcript is spliced from 6 exons.